Messenger RNA from Knipowitschia caucasica, 2148 nucleotides. The record is from the annotation of a GenBank genome assembly. NCBI's taxonomy places the organism in Eukaryota, Metazoa, Chordata, Actinopteri, Gobiiformes, Gobiidae.
AUGGUGACUACUCAGGGCACCGGUCUGAACCCGAACGCCCAGGUUUGGCAGGAGGUCCCGGUCACUCAACCCGACUCCCUGGAGGUCACUGAGGACGCGGCCUGGGUCGGCUCCUACCCUCCCCCCGUUGACUUUGUUGAAGAUUACUCAGAGUUCCCGUCUCCGGAUGCGAAGGACUUUGGACUGGUCUAUCCGGAAGGCUCGGACUACGGCUCGGACUAUGACCCGUCCGCUCCGGAGGCGAUGAGCAGCACGUGCGAGUACUCGGACCUGGGAUACCUGGUGUUCGAGCCGCAGUACAACAGCGGUGGGGAGGACGAGACGGUCACCGAGAAAACUCUGUCUGAGGAAAACCUGCGCGAGUCUCUGAAGAAGCAGCUCGAGUUCUACUUUUCCAGAGAGAACCUGUCCAAGGACCUGUACCUCAUUUCUCAAAUGGACAGUGACCAGUUUGUGCCGAUCUGGACCGUGGCGUGUUUGGAGGACAUAAAGUCUCUGACCUCGGACGUGCAGCUCAUCGUGGACGUGCUCAAAACGUCUCCUCUUGUUCAAGUCGAUGAAUCUGGUGAGAAAGUUCGGCCAAAUUACAGCCGCUGCAUCAUCAUUCUGAGGGAGGUGCCCGAUGCCACUCCUGUCGAGGAAGUGGAGGCUCUUUUCAACAACAACUGCCCCAAAGCGCUGAGCGUGGAGUUCGCCCACAACAGCAACUGGUACGUCACGUUCCAGUCGGACGACGACGCGCUGCAGGCUUUGAAAUACCUGAGGGAGGAGGUCAAGGUCUUUCAAGGGAAGCCCAUCAUGGCUCGCAUCAAAGCCAUCAACACGUUCUUUGGUAAGAGCAGCUUCGCCGGUCUGGACUCCAGCGUGUUCUCGCAGCCUCAGAGCGCCAGUCCCCAGUCCUUUGGGAGUCCGGUCUUCAUCGACAUGCAGCAGGUCUACAGCCCUCCUCAGCAGCAGUACCCUGUGUACCCCGUGGUCUCCCCGUCAUGGAGCCCCACCCCAGUGCCCUACUUUGAGACCCCACUGGCCCCGUUUCAGAACAGUGGCUUCAUGAACGGUUACAGGAAUGGCAACUACAAAGGAAACUCUCUGUCUGUGAGCGGCCACCGUCCUAGAAGCAGAAACCAAGGCUACAGGGCUCACGACGCUCUGGGCUCCGCGGGGCUGGUGGAUGUGGCUAUACCUCCUCAGGUCUCUGGAGCUCCAGUCCAGCCCUCUUUGGAGCCUCUGUCCCCCACGGCCUUCCAGCACAAGGACUGCACCGUACUGCCCCCAAUGCACACCGCUGACCCACGCCUCAGGAGACCGAACCACAGAGGAAUGAGGAGGAAAAGGGAAGAUGAGCUGAAUGCCAAGCCCGCUGCAGAGGUGCUGGCGCCCGUUCUGAACUUCGAUCUGGCCGCCUGCAACUUCCCCCCUCUCCCCGGGAGCGUGGCGACGGCGAAGGAGGAAGCUGCUCUGGACGUGUGCAUGGCCGACGUGGUGCGAGGCCUCAAGGUGUCGGACAAGACUGAGAGCCACGAAAUGAAGGAAAGAAAAGAACCUAAAGAAAUGAAACCAGCAGAACGACUAGAGGAGGUCCACAUCACACCGGAUCCUCCUUCAGUGCAACCUCCAGCCGCAGUGGAACCAGAGACCUCAUGCAGCAGUUUCUCUGAGUCGAGUAAACAAGACGUUCUUGAAGUGGAUUUGCCGGUUUCAUUUGGAAGUUCAGAGGAGAUCACACUUUCAGAGGAAACUCCGGCCACAACCAGCAACUCGGUCCUCAGCACACCCUCUCCCACCACAGAACCAGAGCCUAAAAAGCUGAGCUACGCUGAAGUUUGCCAGAGACUCGCCAAAGAGCCUCCUCCGCCCGCACAGCCGUCCACGCCCUCCCCCACGUCCGCCCCAGAGUCUGCGCAGCCGCUCCAAGAACUCAAAGUGAACCGCGUCCAGGAGCCCCGCGGCCACAACCACGUCAACAAGCAGAACACAGAGAAGCCCCGAAACCAGCAGCACACGCGCCCCUUCAGAGGCCCGCAGGACUCAGACCGGCCCGGACCCAAAGGCCGCGACCGACCCAGGAACUUCAGCAAGUCCACGUACGCCCAGCGAGGGAUCAAGCGCAGCGGGAAGGAGCAGAACAUCCCUCCGUCCGCAAAAUAA